AUGGCUGCUAGGGAGCAGUCCAGAUAUCUGGCACGGGCUUUGCCUCGGGCAUUCAUGCCCUCAGCUCGCCCUCAACCCUUUCUCGGCCGCCGCAAUGCCUCCGACGAGGCACCGGCCAGACGUCUUUCAGACGAGUUGGAGACGGCAUCUUCGUUGACCACAGUUGUGUCUGAAGACGCAGCAAAGUCUUUUGACCCAGCCGCGCAGGCCAAGUCACGCAAGUCUAAGCUUCCUCGCAGUCGAUACCAAUUCCGAUCUCCCAAAUACGACCGUGGUCCUCUCCACCCGCAUCAGCCGCCUCCUCCCUCAGACCCCUCCUCCAGAUUGUUCGUUCCCGGUCCCUUUACUCUUCCGCGCGCCGAGCAAACAUACAACUCGACUGUCGCAUCGGACAUCCUCACCCUUUGCUACGUGCACACACCACCUGGUUUCAAGCCCCCGCCGAAGGCACCACGUCUGCGCGAAUGGGAUGACAGCUCUCCCUACCACAAGAACCGUCCCCUCCGUGGCCCUCGUGGCGGCGAUGUUCUGCGGUUACUCCGAAAGCCCAUCCGGUUCAACAACAUCCCCAAGAUCGAGCGCAUCACGAUUCACAGUUAUGUGAAGAACGCCGCCCACGAAAACUCAUCGUGGCUGCACGUGGCCGGUAUGGCCAUCCAGGCUAUUUCCAACACGCGCGUUGAGACCUUCAAGUCGAAGAGUAGUGUUGCGACCUGGAGCAUUGCCCCUGGCCGAGACACUGUCGCUGUCAAGGCUGAGCUUCAGGGCGAAACCAUGUAUCACUUCCUCGGCAAGCUGAUCGAUGUGGUUCUGCCCCGGAUUAAGGACUGGCCCGGUAUCAAGGGUAGCAGCGGUGACAGCAGCGGAAACAUUACCUUCGGUCUGGUACCGGAGAACGUUGCCAUGUUCCCCGAGAUUGAGGUCAACUAUGAUAUGUAUCCUCCCAAGAUGAUCCCUGGUUGCCAUAUCACCCUUCACACCACCGCCAAGGCGGAUAAGGAUGCCCGUCUCCUCCUGAGCGCCAUGGGCAUUCCGUUCUACGGCAAGAUCGUCCACUAA
Molecule: messenger RNA, 1059 nt
Organism: Penicillium cinerascens
Lineage: Eukaryota; Fungi; Ascomycota; Eurotiomycetes; Eurotiales; Aspergillaceae
Product: mitochondrial 54S ribosomal protein uL5m
Exons: 3
Coding region: 1-1059 (352 amino acids)
Biological process (GO): translation
Cellular component (GO): ribosome; cytosolic large ribosomal subunit
Molecular function (GO): RNA binding; structural constituent of ribosome
Source: RefSeq, a predicted model, not a curated record